Messenger RNA from Bursaphelenchus okinawaensis, 7492 nucleotides. NCBI's taxonomy places the organism in Eukaryota, Metazoa, Nematoda, Chromadorea, Rhabditida, Aphelenchoididae. The record is from the annotation of a GenBank genome assembly.
AUGAUCGAUUGUGCCCAAAUUCGCCUGGAAACCCUGAGAACAUAUGUCAGGGCGCCCUUCAACAACCAUUCCGAGCCAAUUGAGCCGCUGGCUCAACCGGUCGAUACCCAUUUCGAGAAUGGAUGCGCGGUCGUGUCGCUGCAGGUGAGUUUGGUGCUAUUCGUGUUGUUUUGUGUUGUAGAUGAUGUUCAUGGACUGAUUGGGAUGUGUGAGAAGUUUGAGGAAUAUGGGUUGGCGGAUAGUUAUGGAAAGGUUAUAUUAUGUUACACUAGGUGACCUGAUUUUGCAUGUUGAUGUAGGUUGAGUAAGAGAGAGCUUUAAUGGAUUACACUGAGUAAAAUACGAAGCAUGUGGUUUAUUUUUUCUUAUUUUAGCAAAAAAAUGUAAGAUGGAACACUGAUUUGUUAAAAAAAUAAAUUUUAUAUUAUAGUAGGUUACCUAAUGUUAAUAACAGUUAAAGCUCAAUGAAUAGAUUUUAUUGUUUAAAAAUUUAGUGUAAAAUACGUUAAUGUUUCAUUUUUGCGCUUUAACAUUGAAUAAUAGGGCCAAAAAUUAUGAUUUAUGUUGCUAAAAUUCAUUUUAUAUUACACUAGGCCAUCUCGUAUCGUAAGUCAACUUUCUUGCUGUCCUACUCACUCAUUUUGGUAUAUUACAACUCCCAUUCGUAUUAAAAACGAAGAACAAAGUUUACUGCGUGUUUGGCCAUAAAAUUUAAAGAAUUCCGCAUUUAAAAAUAGCGGAAUUUAUUAAAUUUUGCCCCCUUUAUCUAUCAAACUGAAUGUUUUUUUUUCUUUCGCGAGCUAUUUUGGGCAACACUCUUGUGUUCGGAUGGGUUUAUAAAGUGGGGAUGAAAGGAGCCGGAGACCACACUUUUUGUCCUUUCAAUUGUAUUACGAGUGGUACGGUAGUGGAACAUUAAUGAAGGUAAUGGUGAAUAUGUGGGUAAUGUGAGGUUGAUAGGGGAUUGGAGAAAGGUUUUUGAAUUUUUUGAAAAAGUUGUUUACAUAUAGUUAGAGGAACGUUUUGCAAAGUUAUUUUGUUAGCUAACGAGCACAUUUUGACGUCACAAUGUUGUUUAUAACAGUUUUUGGGCUAGUUUUCACACGUUUAGCAAGUGUAACAUAGCUUUGGUCAUGUGUAAUUUCAUUUUUGAACAUUAUAAUUGGUUUUUUUGAAAUAUUAGAGUGUGUAAUGUAGAAUUAGGUGUGAUAUUGUAAUACAGAAUGUUGUAAUAGAGGGAGGAAUAUUUUUAAAAAUUAUUUUUAAAAAAAUAUGUUUUUUUGGCCUAAAAAUCAAGUUUUUGAUGCCCUUCCCCUUUCAGGCAGCCCAACGCCGCUCCGCCGAGCUAGGCCGCUUCACCGUGACCCCGGUCAAAGAGCCAAGCGAAGCCUACGACCACUUGUCGGUGGAAUGCAACGGUUCAUCGGCCGAAAAACGCACCCUACUCACGGUAUCACCGGCCGAUUCCACCGAUUCCGGUGUCCCACCCUCGCCCCACGCCCUGGAAGAGGACGUCCUGAGCCCACUGCCCGGCACUCUAACUCGAUUCGACUUCAAAGCCACCGGCCAUUCCGGGCCGGUCCGGGCCCCAAAGUUUAGGGCACGAUCAGCCAGCGAAUGUUUGGACUCGCGCGGUUUCAAUACCAGCCAACCGUUGGCGCGACAAAACUCGGUCAAUUCCUCAAAUGGUGGGUUUUUCAAAAAAUUUAUGAAAAAAAAUUGGGCGGGGUAAAUUUUUUUUGGGGAUGGGAGGAGGCGGGGGCGAUUUAUUUUUGAUGGGCUGGCAAAAAAUUUUUUGGGUGUAUUGUUACUUAAAAAUUUUUUUUUUUUUAAAUUUUGUAAGUUUUUUUGGGCGGGGUAAAUUUUUUUUGGGGGUAGAUUUUUUUGAAAAGCGGCGAAAAAAUUUUUUGGUGUUUUUAUGGCUUUGAAAAUGAUUUUUUUUUAAUUGAAUUUCAUAAGUUUUUUUGGGAGGGGUAAAAAAGUUCUGGGCGGGGUAAAAGAAAUUUUUGGAGGUAGGUAAAUUCUUUUUGUAAAAUUUUGAAUUUUGACGCUUGCAUGUCAUUCUUUUUUGUGAUUUUUGAUUUUUUUGCUUUGAAACAUCAAAUCUCGAUUGUUUUUUGCCUUACAUUAAAUUGCAAACUCAGGGAUUCCAAAAAAUAUUCGAAAAAAGAAUAAACAAACCCUUAAGCAGCAAUUUUUGGCCUCACACAUGUUGAUAUUUACACAAAAAAUUUGAAAAUUUUUCAUAAAUUUCAAAAUCCCGGCUUUUGUGUGUAAUAUUUGAGCCGUUCUUUGGUGGGGACCAUUGUUUGAACAGCCAUUAAAACGUUCGUACCCAGCGAAAUACGAGCCCAAAAACAAUAUAAUGCUUGUUUGUGUUAUGGGGUGUGAACGUACUAUCCCAAAAACAUUUAUGAUGUAAGGUAUCGGGUUUAGUGCUUUAUAUUAUUCAUGGUUUUGGGGGUAGCUAUAUUUUUUCUACCUCCAAUAUCAUGAAUAAUAUAAAUCUAAUGACUUUUUUAGCCCUAUACCUAUAAGCAACACUAAUUUUACGUUCCAAAAAAGUAAUAAAAACAUAUAAUAAUCCAAUUGCAAUACUUAUAAACCACUAAUAAUCCAAUUUCAACCCAAAAAUCUCAUGAAUAAUGCAAUAUUUUCGAACCACUUAUUGUUUCGCCGGAACGAGUAAUAUCCGCUCUACCUUUAUAAUGCUGUUUAUAGUACGAAGCAAUAAAUUAUUCAUGUGGCGGCCGAAUAUAGCUAACAAACAAGAAACUUUUUAACCUAAUUUCGAACGGCAGCUGCAAGGCACGAGGCUAAAAUUGAGUUUAGAAACGUUUUUUUGGCGGAAAAUUGAUUAAUAGAAAGGAUUAGUUGCAAAAAGAUAGUAUUGUAGAGUAAAGGAGCAAGUAAAAGGCUUACAAGAGAGUUGCACUAGAUAUCCCUCGGGUUUUCAAGGCUUAUAUAGAAUGAAAGAAUUCACUGAAAAACUUGGCCAUACAUAAAUCACUCAAAACUUGGCCAUAUUUUUAGAAAUUGAGCAUUUGACUUAUAUUUUUUUGGCCAUCAUAAAGACUUUCUUUUUCUAAAAACAUUGCUGAUCAUUUUACAGCUCUUCUCAUCAAUAUAACAAGAGAGUUGCAGAACAGUCGGUGCAACUCCCUUGUUAAAUUGAUGAGGAGAGAGCUCUAAAAAGAUCACCAAUGUUUUUAAGAAAAAGAAGCGCUUUGUGAUGGCCAAAAAUAUAAAAGUCAAACGUUCAAUUUCUAAAAAUAUGGCCAAGUUUUGAGUGAUUUAUAUAUGGCCCAGGUUUUGAGUGAUUUAUAGAGCGUGUGGCUUAAAAUUGAGUUGUUUUUCAAUUUUCUGGAGAAAAGUUUAAAGAUUUUUUGGUUUGUGUAAUGAUUUUGAAUCUUUUAGAAGGUGUACAAAUUAAAAAAUAGGUCAAAAAGAACCAGCACAAUAGCAAAACAAGAUAAAAAUAAACAACAAAUUUUGAAAAAUAACCCAAAAACUAUAAAACAAUGGCCUAACAAGAUAAAAAGAAUAAAAAAGCAAGCGAGACUAGGCUUGAGCCGUGCCAUGUUCAUUUUUUUGGCCCGGCUCCUUUCAAAGGAGAGGGCCUAGUGGGCUCCCUUCCAGGUCUAUGAGAAAGAUAAAUUAUCUUGUUGUACACAUUGUAAAAACAAAGUUGACAUCAGAAAUUGAGCGAAUUUUUUCACUUUUUUCCGCUUGAUUUACAAUUCAAUUUGAGUGUAAAACACGUGAAUUUUAAAGCAAGAAAAAAAGGUUUUAAAAUUAUGAUGCGAACUUUGUUUUGCCAAUGUUUUCAACAAUUUCAAAGUUGUUGAAGCGGAAAAAAAUAAUCUUUUUGAACAAAAAUAAACACAAAAAUAAUUUUUAAGGACAAAAAUAAAUAGACAAACAUGUGAACAAACUUGGAAAAGAUAACAUUGCUGUCACAUGAGGCUAUUAAAAGAUAAUUUUCGUCUUUUACUAGAGUAGUUUUUAAAACUAUCAACAGAAUUUUUAAAAUUUUAAACAGUGAAUACUAUUCAAAAAUAAAGCUUUCAGAAAUUAACCGAAUUUGCCGUUAAAACAACCGGAAAUCAACCUAUUUAUAUGCAAAACAACUAAGCACAAGCUAUUUUUCUAUAACAAAGAUCUUUGUUACUAGAUAAUCCAUUAGUAAAUACCCAAAUUAGUUUGGUCCAAAGAUGGCACCUAAUAGAUUAUACAUAUCGUGACUCGUUAAGCAUGUAUACCAUUACUGUUGGUGUUGGAAGUAAUGUCAAAAAUAACAAAAUCUAAUUGGGUUUGCGUGUGAUGCAAAUUGUUUUCUAUAGUAAUAUAACCAUGUUAAAAAAGUAUUUGUAGUUGUUUACGUUGGAAACGUACUCACAUGUUUAUAUGUGAACGAACAAAAGCUGUGAUAUACGGUGGGAAAUAUAGUAAUUUGGGUUUAUAAUGAAAUGCCAAUGGGUAAGAACUUUUGAUAAUAGGUUAAAUGUGGGAUGACAAAUUUGAAACACAUAACGAUAGUCAUGUCGGACCUUUGUCAUAUGUUUUAUAUGGCAAAAAAAUUAGAAACUAUAAUAAGGUUUCCUUCUACCACAAUUUUAUCAUUACUACUACAACACUUACAUAAACAUUUACUUGUUGUAUAUCCUGAAUGAACUAGCAUUCUAUGACAGCACUACAAUAACCAAAUGUUGCUUUCUAACUAGCAUUUUAAUCAGUAAGAAUAACUUUGAUUGUAAAUGUGAUAGUAAAAUUACACUUUUGAACGUAAAUGCUCUUUUAUUAGUCUUAUCGUUAUCAGUACUGACAAUAUGAAUAAAUACCUAGCUAUCAUACCACAACAAAAUUACAUUAAUUUGGGCUAUAGCUAUACGUGCUUAUGGUUAUUUUUGGGUGUUGACAGUACUGUUUACUGUUGACCAUAUAACACUUAAUGUACUGUUGUUUUUCAAAGCAUUUUGCCUACUAAAUGAGUUUGUACUGUAAAUAACUUUCCAAUUAUGGCAGUAACAACUGUUAGUACUACCCUAAUUGGCAGGUUAUUCUGUUGCUCUAUAGGGGUUGAAGGAGGGGGGGUUAAGAAAACUUACGGCCUUUCAUUCUCUUAUACGUAGGAUGGCGUGACAAUAAAAAUUUUUUUGAGGGCGGGGUAAAAAAUAAAAAAAAUUUUGGGGGUGGGUAAAAUUUUUUUUUGUUUUUUAUUUGACAGUAGGCAAAAACGCUAUUUUAGGCUGAAAACUUAACUUUUUGUACAAAUGAAUUACAUGUGAAACGGUAUAAGUUAUCAGUCAACAAGUCUUCAUUCACAUUGUCAGUACUGAUAACGAUAAGACUAAUAAAAGAGAAUUUACGUCCAAAAGUGUGAUUUUACUAUCACAUUUACAAUCAAAGUUAUUCUUACUGAUUAGAAGACUAUUUAUAAAGGAAAAGCUGGUGAAUAUUGUAGUGGUGCCAUAGUAUGCUAGUUCAUUCAGGAUAUACGACCAGUAAAUGUUUAUGUAAGUGUUGUAGUAGUAAUGAUAAAAUUGUGGUAGAGGGAAACCUUAUCGUAGGUUCUAUUUAUUUUGUCAUAGAAAGAAUGUGACAAAAGUCCGGUAUGGCUAUUGUUAUGUGUUUCAAAUUUGUCAUCCCGCAUUUCACCUAUUAUCAAGAGUCCUUACCCAUUACCAUUUCAUUAUAAACACAAAUUACUAUAUUUCUCACCGUAUAUCUCAGCCUUUGUUCGUUCAAAUAUAAACAUUUGAGUACGUUUCCAACGUAAACAACUACAAACACAUUUUCAACCUUGUCACAUUACUAUAGAAAACAAUUUGCAUCACACGCAAACUCAAUUAGAUUUUGUUAUUUUUGACAUUACUUUCAACACCAACAGUAAUGGUAUACAUGCUUAACGAGUCACGAUAUGUAUAAUCUAUUAGGUGCCAUCUUUGGACCAAACUAAUUUGGGUAUUUACUAAUGGAUUAUCUAGUAACAAAGAUCUUUGUUAUAGAAAAAUAGCUUGUGCUUAGUUGUUUUGCAUAUAAAUAGGUUGAUUUCCGGUUGAUUUAACUACAAAUUUGGUUAAUUUCUGAAACCUUUAUUUUUGAAUAGUACUCACUGUUAAAAUUUUUUAAAUUCUCUUGAUAUUUUUGAAAAUUUUUUUAAUAAAAAACAAAAAUUAUCGUUUAAUAGCCUCAUGUGAGAGCAAUGUUAUCUUUUCCGAGUUUGUUCACAUGUUUGUCUAUUUAUUUUUGUCCUUAAAAAUUAUUUUUGUGUUGAUUUUUGUUCGAAAAAUUGUUUUUUUCCGCUUUGAAAACUUUGAUAUUGUUGAAAAUGUUUUGAAAAAUAAUUUUCCUAUUGAUCUUGGUUCAAAAAAGUCGAAAAAAGGUUGAAAAGUUGGGUAAUAUUGGGGUUAAAGUAGAAAAAACGUAAAUUUAUGGCUCUUUCGUCAUUGGAAGUCGAUAAUAUGGGUCGUACAAAUUGAUAAUAAACGUCAGAACAAGCUCAAAUUUUAAAACAUAAGUACCAAUAAGGCCCCAAAACAUUAAAAAACUUUAUAUUAACAUCAGCAAAGCCUCAAAAAUAACCAAAAAACAUUUCAGAUUCAAGCAUUUACACUCCAAAUGGUACUCCACUCCGCUCAAUCCUCAAGAAACCCAAAGUUCUGCCGCCCGGCAUGGGCCACACCCUGGUCUUAGGCCAGUCCAGUCUAAAACGAAGCAAGCGCUUCGUCCUGGCACGAUCUGUAUCGGAAUGCCAAGACGAUUCGUUCCGCUUGAAUGUGUCCUUUGAUCAAAUCAGUCUGGACGAUUUGGUCUCAAUGGACGACCUAAGUGCACCAAACUCACCAUUAAGCGUGUGCGACGAAAGCGAAGAGUUCGAGAAGGAUGGUGAUGAAGCGAAUGGUCAGGAAGAAGAUGAUGAAGAAGAGAACGAUGAUGAAAAGCAUCAACGGACCAAGAGGGUCAGCUUCAACGAGCUGGUUCAGGCCCGAGUUUAUCGGUCCAGCUCGUCCAUUUUGGCGUCGAAGAAUCGGCAGGAGCGGCGACAACAGAAGAGGCAAAGCGGCCAACGAAGACGCACGGAUUCAGAAGCCAGUGAGGAAGAACAGAAGGCACCGAAGCAGAGGAAGAACGACGAAGAGUUCGUUGCUCCAUUGGCUGGAUCUGAUGAAGGUAAGGGUUUUUUGUUUUUUGAGGGGGGGGGGGGUUUUAAUUUUUUUUCGGAGGAGGGGAAGGGGGGAUUUUGGAAAAUUUGAGGUUGGUAUCGAAGGAUAUGGUAGGACAGGAUAUGAUAGGCUUGGGUAGAGCAGGAUAGGGUAGAAAACGGCAUUUUUUUAAUUGGUAACCCCCUCCAAUUUCAGCGGCCGACCUCUCACGCCGCCGCGACAGUGGAAUCGACGAGGAGGAGGAUCAGGACAAGACCCUCACCGCUCCGCCGAAACAACUCCAUCGCUUUUUGUCGCGCGACUCGGCGUUGGGCGACGAGGAAUAG